Molecule: messenger RNA, 1614 nt
Organism: Brassica oleracea var. oleracea
Lineage: Eukaryota; Viridiplantae; Streptophyta; Magnoliopsida; Brassicales; Brassicaceae
Product: glucan endo-1,3-beta-glucosidase-like
Exons: 2
Coding region: 170-1519 (449 amino acids)
Biological process (GO): carbohydrate metabolic process
Cellular component (GO): plasma membrane
Molecular function (GO): hydrolase activity, hydrolyzing O-glycosyl compounds
Source: RefSeq, a predicted model, not a curated record
CAUACAUAUACACUACCAGACGUAUACGCGUAUACAAACGGUCAUAUCUAUUUAUCUAUUGAUUUCUAUAUAGUAUAUAUAGUUUUUUCUCAAUGAGUAUCAACUCUCUCAACAAUCUAAAAAGACACCUCAAACGAUUGGUUUUCCCAUUAUUUCGUUACUAGCAAACAUGGCGAAAGCGCCACCGUUAAUCUCUUUCCUCCUCUUCUCCGCCGCCGUACUUCUCACCUUUCCGGCCGCGAUAUCCUCCAUCGGCGUCAACUACGGAACUCUAGGAAACCUCCCACCGCCGACUCAGGUUGCAAACUUCCUCAAGACUCAGACUUCUAUCGAUAGCGUCAAGAUCUUCAACGUGGAUCCCAAUAUCCUCCGUGCCUUCGCCGGUACCGGAAUAUCGGUCGUUGUCACCGUCCCUAACGGUGAUAUUCCGGCGUUAGCUAACGGGAUGCAAGCUCGUCGGUGGGUUUCGGCUAAUAUAUUACCGUUUCAUCCUCAGACGAAAAUCAAAUAUAUCUCCGUCGGCAAUGAGAUUCUUCUCACCGGAGAUAAUAACACGAUCUCGAAGCUCUUACCGGCGAUGAGAACUAUAAAUAGUGCUUUGGUUCGUGCUGGUGUCAGAGAUGUUAAAGUUACAACCGCACAUUCACUUAACAUCAUAGCCUAUGACCUGCACGGUGCACCAAGCCGAGGUCGAUUCAGACCUGUCUGGGAAAAAAGCAUUUUGGCUCCAAUCCUAGCUUUCCAUCGCCAGACCAAGUCUCCGUUCAUGGUUAACCCUUACCCUUACUUCGGUUUCGACCCUAAAAACGUCAACUUCGCCAUUUUCCGUUCACCGUACAAGGCGGUUCGUGAUCCGUUCACCCGCAAAAUCUAUACAAACAUGUACGAUGCUCUCAUGGACUCGACGUACUCAGCCAUGAAAGCUCUUGGCUACGGAGAUGUUAACAUCGUCGUCGGAGAAACUGGCUGGCCGUCUGCUUGCGAUGCACCUUGGUGCUCUCCGGCAAACGCGGCUUGGUUCAACCUCAAUAUUAUCAGACGUGCACAAGGCCAAGGAACACCUCUCAUGCCUAAAAGACGGUUCGAGACUUACAUUUUCGGUUUGUUUAAUGAAGAAGGCAAACCCGGUCCAACCGCUGAGCGGAACUGGGGGCUUUUCCGGUCUGACUUUUCUCCGGUUUAUGACGUUGGUCUCCUCCGUGGUGGUGGCCGUGGACGUCCAGCACCAGCAUUGCCAGCGCCUAGUACUGCUGGUGGUAAAUGGUGCGUGGCAAAGUCAGGAGCCACUAAUGCGCAGUUGCAAGCGAAUAUUAAUUGGGUGUGUAGUCAGGGAGGCGUUGACUGUAAACCGAUUCAAGCCGGUGGCUCGUGCUUUAACCCUAGUAGUUUGAGGAUGCAUGCUUCAUUUGUAAUGAACGCUUAUUUCCAGAAAAAUGGUCGCAGUGACGGGUCGUGUCAUUUCAGUGGGACCGGUAUCGUUGUAAGGAGCAACCCAAGUAAUGGUGCGUGUAAGUUCUAAGUGACGCGUAAGAUUUGUUCUAUGUAACAUUUGUUUGGAAAAACCUAACAUAAUGGUUCUAAGAGCAUCAUUAACCAAAAACUCAUUUUGGGUUU